UCUCACUUCACAGACACAGCUAAGCGGAGGAACUCCUGGAUCAUCACUGAGCCCCCGAGUAAAAAUGAAGAAAUCUCUGAGGUUAUUAGCUGUACUUCUGGCUUUCUUGCAUGAAAUUUCAGCCACACAGCUCCAAUUGAACGGUGAAAUUCGUGACAAUCAGCUUCCUGCCAACAUUGGUAGUCCUGCUCUUCUCACUUGCGAAGUUGUUAACAACACAAAUGCUGAGACCUUGAUGUGGUACCGAGGGACCCAACAAGUGGACGUUAAGGCUGAAAACAAUGUGAAUGUCAGUCAUGUGUGCAUCCCAAACGUGACCUCUGAAGACAAUGGAGUGAGCUUUACCUGUCUAUUGAAGAGUGACACCUCCGUCAAGCUGUCCAUGCAACUGAAUGUCCCAUUUAAUCCUGUUCUGUCUGGAGACACCAUCAUCAAUGGGGAAGAGAGCAAAACAGUCCAGAUCAUUUGUGGUUUCAAGGCCAACCCGGCUGCCGCAAUGUUUUGGAGAAAAAAUGAGAAAUUAUUCACAUUACCUGACCACUACAAGCAGGACAUGACCACCGACAGUCUGCAUCUCACGAUCGAAAAAGUGACAAAGAAAGAUUCCGCUAAUUACACAUGUGUAGCUUUGUCCAACGGCACUGAGACCACCAGAGUGUUUGAGCUGAUUGUUGCAGAUCGAAAAGAGGAACUUCCUGUGGAGGCAAUCGCAGCAGCUGUGGUGGUUGGGGCCCUCAUAAUCGCCUUCGCAAUUUUUGCACGGAGAGAUAAAAUAUUUAGAUGCAAGAAGGCAGAAGACGAGACCGCCAUGUAGUGAUGUAUUAGAAGAGACUGCUGGAUCUUUAUCAAGAGAAGCCAUUGAUUUCCAUAAGUACUCCAUGUCUGCUUUCAUUACUGCAACUCCUUCUUUGCAAGAAACUUUCUUCAGGUUACAGCUGUUCUCUUUAUACUCCACCCGAUUACCGACAUUGUAACCUUUCCACUGAUGCUCAGGAAUUGUUUUACAGCAUUUCCUUCUUUGGGGUUGAGGCACAAUGGGCUUUGAACUCAUCAGUCAGUAUAUUACCAUCAAACUAAUUCUGACUCAUGGACAUUACAAAACCAUCUCCGCUCCUGGUGUAAUUCAUGAUUAUCGAUGUGGCAUUGUGAAUUGCAGUGUAAUUGCCUAAGACAGUCUAUAAAAUGCUGCUAUAUUACUUGCAUAGCGCCUUCUGAGUCUGAAUUUAAAGAGGACCUGUCACCAUUCCUGACAUGUCUGUUUUAGUUUCUACUUGCAUUCCCCAUGAAAAAAAACUAUUCUGGAGCAUCUAUUCCUCUAACUCUCUGUUGUGCUAUCCCUUUAUUAUUACUGCUAGAAAUUAUAAAUGAAUUGCA
Molecule: messenger RNA, 1374 nt
Organism: Bufo gargarizans (Asiatic toad)
Lineage: Eukaryota; Metazoa; Chordata; Amphibia; Anura; Bufonidae
Gene: TMIGD1
Product: transmembrane and immunoglobulin domain containing 1
Exons: 6
Coding region: 65-814 (249 amino acids)
Biological process (GO): cell-cell adhesion
Cellular component (GO): cell-cell junction
Molecular function (GO): cell adhesion molecule binding
Source: RefSeq, a predicted model, not a curated record